Molecule: messenger RNA, 1632 nt
Organism: Penicillium antarcticum
Lineage: Eukaryota; Fungi; Ascomycota; Eurotiomycetes; Eurotiales; Aspergillaceae
Gene: aglA
Product: putative alpha-galactosidase
Exons: 1
Coding region: 1-1632 (543 amino acids)
Biological process (GO): carbohydrate metabolic process
Molecular function (GO): hydrolase activity, hydrolyzing O-glycosyl compounds
Source: RefSeq, a predicted model, not a curated record
AUGAAAACAAUGUCACCCUGGUCGAUACCAAGUAUAGCCAACCUCCUAAUGCUCCCCUUAGUCCCAGCCCAAGCCUCAACAGAGACCCCAACUAUCCUCACAACCCCACCAAUGGGCUUUAACAACUGGGCGCGCUUCAUGUGUGAUCUAAACGAGACCCUCUUCACAGAAACAGCCCAAUCAAUGCUAAGCCGCGGACUCCAGCGCGCGGGCUACAACCGCCUCAACCUAGACGACUGCUGGAUGCGCCAUGACCGCGCCUCCGACGGCUCACUGCAGUGGAACACCACCUUAUUCCCGCAGGGCAUUCCCUGGCUGGCGAAGUACGCCACCAGUCAUGGUUUCCACCUUGGGAUCUAUGAAGAUGCCGGCAAUAUAACUUGUGGCGGGUAUCCCGGGUCCUAUGGACACGAGCAGCAGGAUGCGGAGACAUUCGCCAGCUGGGGAAUUGACUAUCUGAAGCUGGACGGGUGUAAUGUCUGGGCUGAAGAUGGUCGGUCGCUUCGUGAGGAGUACCGUGUGCGCUAUGGACAAUGGCAUGAUCUUCUCACAGGAAUGGAGAACCCGCUUAUCUUUUCCGAGUCUGCGCCGGCUUAUUUUGCCGAUAAUGCCUCUGACUGGGCUGUUGUUAUGGAUUGGGUGCCGAGAUAUGGCGAGUUGGCGAGACAUUCCACUGAUGUGUUGGUUUAUGUAGGUGAGGGUAGUGCUUGGGAUAGUAUUAUGAAUAACUACGACUAUAAUACCCUGCUGGUACGCUACCAGGCUCCUGGGUAUUAUAAUGAUCCUGAUUUCUUGAUCCCCGAUCAUCCUGGGUUGACGCAGGUCGAGAAGGAGUCGCAUUUUGCGCUUUGGGCUUCGUUUUCCGCGCCGCUUAUCAUCAGUGCUUAUAUCCCUGCCCUUUCCGAUGAGGAUAUUACUUACCUGAGCAAUUCUGCUCUUAUUACGGUUGAUCAGGAUUCGCUGGCUGAGCAGGCUGCUUUGGUUAGUCGGGAUGGGACUUUUGACGUGCUGACUCGCUCCUUGGCGAAUGGGGACCGACUUCUCACUGUGUUGAACCGCGGGAGUAUCACCGCGAAGACGAGUGUUUCGAUCGCUCGUCUUGGUUUGGCGUCGGAACCACACUGCGAGUACCGCGCUCACAAUCUUUUGACUGGCCGUGUUUCGACUAUACGUGAUGCUGUUGAUAUCAAGCUUGACUCGCACGCUACCAGUGUCUUCCGUAUCACGCCUAGACACUGUACUUCUAUCACACCUACUGGAAUGGUGUUCCAUACUCCGUCCGGUUUGUGUAUGACGGCUUCUUCUGGAAAGGUCACUUUUGAGAAAUGCAGUGCUUUGGACUCCCAGGUCUGGAAUGUUGAUGCCAAGGGUAGCAAGCUGGCUCUAAGUCCGCUGUCAGAUGGAACAACUUGUCUUGCUGCUUCGAAUUUUGGAAAGGGAGUUUCUCUCGCCAAGUGUGAUGGUGCUCGCACGAUUUGGUCGCACUUUGUUACUGGUCAUUUGCAGAAUGAGCAUGUCGGGGGUUGUCUGACUGGAGGGUCUGGAGGUGGAAGUAUCGUGUCUUGCAUGGUUGAUAGUGCGGCGCAGAUCUUUGGGCUGCCUAGUGGUGUUCAACUAGGUGCGAGUGUCUGA